AUGGACUGCCAGUCUGAGGAAGAAGAAACCUGUGAAGAACAGUAUGACUCUGAAAACUGCACCUGCAGCUCUAAGCAUGACUCAACAGCAGGAUCCAACUCAGAUGCACCAGUAACUCUGAAAAUACUACAGAACUGGGUUCCUAGAGUCUCACACUACUUUGAUAAAGAGCACUACACAUACGUUGGCCACCAGAUCGUCAUUCAGGAGUCCAUAGAAUACUUAGGAGCUGUGGUAUGGCCAGGGGCACUGGCUUUGUCUCAAUAUCUGGAAUCAAAUCAAGAACAAUUCAACCUCAAAGACAAAAAAGUUUUGGAAAUAGGCGCUGGAACAGGCUUGGUUUCUAUUGUGGCCUGUAUCUUAGGAGCUUAUGUUACAGCUACAGACUUGCCUGAAGUUCUUGAAAACCUCUCAUAUAAUAUUUCAAGAAACACACAAAGCACGAAUAUGCACAAACCUGAAGUGAGAAAACUGGUAUGGGGAGAAGGCCUCAGUGAAGACUUUCCUGUAUCCACUUACCACUAUGACUUCCUACUGGCAACUGAUGUUGUGUACCAUCACACAGCUUUGGAUCCUCUGCUAGCAACAAUGGUGUAUUUCUGUCAGCCAGGAACAAUAAUAUUAUGGGCAAAUAAAUUCAGAUUCAGUACAGACUACGAAUUUUUGGAAAAACUUGGCCAUAUAUUUAAUACAACCAUUCUAGCAGAAUUUCCAGAAUCAAAUGUCAAGUUGCUUAAAGCCACAGUAAGAGAAAAUUAA
Messenger RNA from Merops nubicus (carmine bee-eater), 759 nucleotides. RefSeq names its product methyltransferase like 21C (gene METTL21C). Gene Ontology annotation, biological process: peptidyl-lysine methylation. Gene Ontology annotation, molecular function: protein-lysine N-methyltransferase activity. The record is from RefSeq and is a predicted model, not a curated record. Gene Ontology annotation, cellular component: cytoplasm; cytosol. The coding region runs from base 1 to 759 and encodes 252 amino acids. The transcript is spliced from 4 exons. Lineage: Eukaryota; Metazoa; Chordata; Aves; Coraciiformes; Meropidae.